CAUUUUCUUCCACGAACCUCUCCCUCUCACAUCGACCAUGUCAGGCAACGAAUGAAGUUGGGACAUGAACGCAUGGCGAAACUCCCGACUAAGAAGAGCUGGCCUAUUUUUUCUUAGUAGAUCGAAUUCAUAGCCGAAUGUACAUCGUCGGCCGUUCAGACCAUGUCUCCGAUACAUCGUCCGCCUUUCUUGCAGCUAUCCUCGAGUACUUGACCGCUGAGAUUUUCGAUGUCACCGGUAACGCUACCCGCGGCAGCAACAUACCUUGUACUAUUUCCCAUCCCCUUCAGCUCAGCAUUCGCGACGACGGAGAGCUGAACGAUUUGCUCGAACAUGUAGCCGUUCCGGGAAAAUCUGUGGCCCGAAGCCGAUGCCUCACACUCAUCCGAAAUGGCCCAGGGUGGUGGCGCUUCUUCAUAUGAUUCACUUUUGCCCAUGG
Gamsiella multidivaricata is the source of this 439-nucleotide messenger RNA. RefSeq lists its product as uncharacterized. Lineage: Eukaryota; Fungi; Mortierellomycota; Mortierellomycetes; Mortierellales; Mortierellaceae. Gene Ontology annotation, molecular function: DNA binding; structural constituent of chromatin; protein heterodimerization activity. The coding region runs from base 138 to 422 and encodes 94 amino acids. Gene Ontology annotation, cellular component: nucleosome. The transcript has a single exon. The record is from RefSeq and is a predicted model, not a curated record.